AUGUUUGGGGGCCUGGUGGGGAGAGCGACAUCUGCUUUCCUCAUCCUGAGGAGAGAGGAUCCGCAGAAGGUUCCAGAGCCCAGAGGAAGAAAACAGCAGGAGAGCCAGGCGCCGGGGGGUGGGGGUGGCCAAGUGGAGAACAGCCUCUCCCAAGGCUGCCUGCACCCCCCGGAGCCCAGACAUGGACAAAGGCAGGAGGGCAGGUUGUCUCCAAGGGCCCUACAGGCCCUGCCUGGGAGCUUCGCCCGAGUCCAGCUUCCUCAGUGGAGGCCAGAGCCUCAGCCUCCCCGGACCCCAGGUUUUCAAGGGGGCCGCGAACAGGCCGGAGCCUGGGGGGCUAGAGUGCCCGUGAGAGACUUCAGUCGUGGGAAGAAGAGGCCAGAGACCCUGUUGUAG
This is a messenger RNA of Rangifer tarandus platyrhynchus (Svalbard reindeer), 396 nucleotides long. The record is from the annotation of a GenBank genome assembly. Lineage: Eukaryota; Metazoa; Chordata; Mammalia; Artiodactyla; Cervidae.